Messenger RNA from Engraulis encrasicolus (European anchovy), 777 nucleotides. RefSeq names its product dystrobrevin binding protein 1b (gene dtnbp1b). Gene Ontology annotation, cellular component: synaptic vesicle membrane; plasma membrane; cytoplasm. The transcript has 4 exons. The record is from RefSeq and is a predicted model, not a curated record. Gene Ontology annotation, biological process: neuron projection development; platelet dense granule organization; regulation of synaptic vesicle exocytosis. NCBI's taxonomy places the organism in Eukaryota, Metazoa, Chordata, Actinopteri, Clupeiformes, Engraulidae. The coding region runs from base 1 to 777 and encodes 258 amino acids.
AUGUCUGCGCCUGGUUCCAAAGACGGGAGCAAGAGGAACUCCACGGAGCUGGACUCUGAGCAUGCUCAGAGGGCCGUGGAGGCGGAGCAUCAGCAUCAGCAUCAGCAUCAGCAGCCAGUGAGGAUGAAGGACAGGCAGCGCUUCUUUGAGGAGGCCUAUCAACAGGAUGUGGAGCAGUACCUGUCCACCGGGCUCCUGCAGAUCACCGAGAGGAGAGAGCCAAUAGGAAGCAUGUCGUCCAUGGAGGUGAACGUGGACAUGCUGGAGCAGAUGGAGCUGAUCGACGUGUCGGAUCACGAGCCGCUCGACGUCUUCCUCAACUCCGGCGGAGAGGACAACAGCGUCGCCUCCCCCAUGCUAGACCCGGACACGGACUCCUCCUUCACCACGGAGAUCACGCUGCAGGUGCCGACGCAGGCGGAGCUACGCCACAAGCUGUCCUCCCUCUCCUCCACCUGCACCGACUCCGCCAGCCAGGACAACGACGAGGACGACGACGUGGUGGAGGACGAUGAGGAUGAUGAGGAUGAAGAUGAGGAUGAGGAAGAAGAGGAAGAGGAACUGCAAGGAGCGGCGGCUAGCUCUCUGGGGGCGACCCGCAGAGCAGCAAGGGGACGAGGACGAGGGACAGGCAUGGGGAACAGGAGCGUUGGCGUGGCAACCACGGGCUCGUCGUCAUCGUCAUCGUCAUCGUCAUCGUCGGGCGGUGGUCAGGUGGUGAUGAAGAGUAGUGGAGGAGGAGGAGGAGGAGAGAAGGACAACACUAAGGCUACAUAG